AAAAUGACUUCCUUGAUACCUAUACGUUUUCAAGAACUCUUUUCUUUGCAAAAGAUGGGGAUCAGUCCGAACAAUAUCAGUUUUGGAUAUGUGACCAUGGAAUCUGACAAGUACAUCGUUGUUAGAGAGACAGUUGGUGACUCGUCGCAAGCCGUCGUUAUAAAUGUUGCGAACCCAACUGAUAUUCUUAGAAAACCGAUUAGCGCUGACUCGGUUAUGAUGCAUCCAGUUUCGAGAAUUUUGGCUCUUAAAUUGCUUAAGAAUCUCCAAAUUUUCGAUUUGGAAUUGAAAGCCAAAAUAAAAGCUUACAGUGGAACAGAAGAUGUUAAGUUUUGGACCUGGAUUAACUCAAAUACCAUUGGAUUUGUGACAGAUGUUUCGGUGUACCAUUGGACACUUAGUGGUGAUGCUGCACCUGCCAAAGUAUUUGAUCGACAUUCAACUUUGCAGAGUACUGAAAUAAUCAGUUAUCGAUCUAACGCCGAUGGGAAGUUUCUUUUGCUUGUUGGAAUUUCGUCAAAGGAUAGUCGCAUUGUUGGAGCAAUGCAACUCUAUAGUACGGAGAGGAAGGUUUCUCAAGCCAUUGAAGGUCAUGCUGCUUGUUUUGUACAAUUCAAGCUUGAAGGUAAUCCACAUCCGAGUAGUCUUGUUUGUUUUUCUUUGCGUAAUGCUGCUGGAGGAAAGUUGCACAUUGUGGAAGUCUCACAAACUCCUGCUGGCAAUCAGCAAUUUCCUAAGAAGGCCAUUGACGUUGUUUAUCCUGCUGAUGCUGCUUCGGACUUUCCUCUUUCAAUGCAGGCGUCCUCAGCUUAUGGAAUUUUGUAUAUGAUCACCAAAUAUGGUUAUGUUCAUGUGUUCGAUAUCGAGACUGGCUUUUCAAUCUAUACAGUUCGUAUUUCGACUGAUACGAUUUUCAUUACAACUGAACAUACUUCUAAUAAUGGCGUUCUUGGUAUUAAUAGAGCUGGCCAGGUCCUUUCUGUUUGUUUGGACGAAACAACCGUCAUUCCUUACGUCACUCAACAAUUACAAAAUCCGGAUUUGGCUCUCAAAUUGGCUUGUCGUUGCAAUCUUCCUGGGGCUGAAGAACUUUUUGUUCGCAAAUUUAAUUUGUUGAUUGGAAAUGGAAAUUAUCCAGAAGCUGCAAAAGUUGCUGCAACUGCACCUCAAAAUAUCCUCAGAACACCACAGACGUUACAAAAAUUCCAAGUUGCUGUUCCACAAGGGAAGGCUACUUAUCCUCUUCUAAUCUAUUUCAAUGCGUUGUUAGAACAAGGCUCUUUAAAUAAAUAUGAGUCAUUGGAAUUAUGUCGACCUGUUUUAGUUCAGGGAAAGAAACAACUUGUUGAAAAAUGGAUUUCUGAGAGCAAACUGGAAUGUAGUGAAGAAUUGGGUGAUUUGGUUAAGCAAUAUGACGUUAAUCUCGCAUUAAGCAUUUACCUUCGCGGCAGUGUGCCACAUAAAGUUGUUCAGUGCUUUGCUGAAAUGGGACAAUUUGACAAGAUUAUUCUCUAUGCUAAAAAGGCAAAUUACGAACCUGAUUAUCUUUACCAAAUGCGUCAAGUUUUGCGAACACAUCCAGAUAAUGCUGCGACAUUUGCGCAAAUGUUGGUCAGCGAGGGUCCAAAUGGAGAACCAUUGGCUGAUAUAAAUCAGAUUGUUGACUGUUUUGUAGAGGUUGGAAAUAUUCAGCAAUGUACUGCAUUUUUGUUGGAAGCUCUAAAAGGAGAUAGUGAAUCGCAAGCUCAUCUUCAGACUCGUCUUUUGGAAAUGAAUUUACUUUCUAAUCCUCAAGUUGCUGAUGCAAUCUUAGGAAAUCGAAUGUUUAGUUAUUAUGAUAGAGCCGCAAUUGGGCAACUUUGUGAGAAGGCUGGUUUGUUACAACGAGCGCUUGAGCAUUUUACUGAUCUUUAUGAUAUCAAACGUACAGUUGUUCAUACGACACUUUUCAAUCCAGAAUGGCUCAUUAAUUACUUUGGUCGACUCAAUGUCCAAGAUUCGUUGGAAUGUUUAAAGGCAAUGUUGCAGACAAAUCUUCGUCAAAGUCUUCAAAUUGUUGUGCAAAUUGCGUCCAAAUAUUCUGAACAAUUGACUACACAAGCGCUUAUUGAUUUGUUUGAAUCUUUUAAAAGCUAUGAAGGCCUCUUCUACUAUCUUGGUUCUAUCGUUAAUUUCAGUCAGGAUCCUGAAGUUCACUUUAAAUAUAUUCAGGCCGCUACGCGUGCUGGACAUGUUAAAGAAGUUGAACGAAUCUGCCGUGAGUCCAACUAUUAUGAUGCUGAACGAGUCAAGACAUAUUUGAAAGAGGCUAAAUUGACUGAUCAGUUGCCAUUAAUAAUUGUUUGCGAUCGCUAUGACAUGGUUCAUGAUCUUGUUCUAUACUUGUAUCGCAGUAAUUUAAUGAAGUCGAUUGAAGUUUUUGUAAGCAAAGUAAAUCCUAAACGCCUUCCUAUUGUUGUUGGUGCAUUGUUGGAUGUUGAUUGUAGUGAAGACACAAUCAAACAAUUAAUUCAAAACACUCGUGGAAAAUUUGACAUUGAUGAGCUUGUUGAGGAGGUUGAAAAAAGAAAUCGUCUAAAACUUCUGAGCUCUUGGCUGGAAAGUCGUGUGCAGGAAGGCAACUUUGAUCAAGCCACACACAACGCUCUCGCAAAGAUAUACAUUGAUUCAAAUAACAAUCCUGAACGUUAUCUUCGUGAAAACCAAUAUUACGAUUCAAAAGUUGUUGGCAAGUAUUGUGAGAAACGUGAUCCACAUUUUGCUUUGGUGGCAUACGAACGUGGAAAGUGUGAUGCCGAACUUAUUUCUGUUUGUAAUGAGAAUUCUCUCUUCAAAAAUCUUGCUCGAUAUUUGGUCCGUCGUCGAGAUGCGGAACUUUGGGCACAAGUACUUAAAGAAGACAAUCCUCAUCGACGUCAAUUAAUUGAUCAAGUUGUUCAAACAGCACUUUCUGAGACUAAAGAUGCUGAAGAUAUCACUCAUACAGUAAAGGCGUUUAUGGCUGCGGAUCUUCCAAACGAAUUAAUUGAAUUACUUGAGAAAAUUGUUCUCGACACUUCAACUACAAGCGAACACAGAAAUCUUCAAAAUUUGUUAAUUCUUACUGCAAUGAGAGCUGAUCCUUCACGAGUAAUGGAAUAUAUUCAAAAACUUGAUAAUUAUGAUGCACCUGACAUUGCUAAUAUUGCCAUUACAAAUCAACUUUUUGAGGAAGCUUUUGCGAUUUUUCGUAAAUUUGGUGUGAAUGCGUCAGCAAUUAAGGUUUUAAUUGAAAAUAUUAGAAAUUUGGAUCGUGCUUAUGAAUUUGCAGAAAAGGUUAAUGAACCUGCAGUUUGGGCUGCACUUGCCAAAGCUCAACUAACGGAAGGAUUGGUAAAGGAAGCUGUUGAUUCCUUUAUAAAAGCUGAUGAUCCAAGUGCUUUUAUUGAUGUAGCAAAAAAAUGCGACGAAACUAACCAUUGGGAAGAUCUUGUUCGUUAUCUUCAAAUGGCUCGAAAGAAAUCACGCGAAUCUUUUAUUGAAACUGAGCUUUGUUUUGCAUAUGCAAAAACUGGUCGAUUGGCGGACCUUGAAGAGUUUAUAGCUGAGCCCAAUCAUGCACAAAUUCAACAAGUUGGUGACCGUUGCACAGAACAAGGAAUGAAUGAUGCUGCCCGUAUUUUAUUCAACAGCAUCAGCAACUUUGCUAAACUUUCGACUACUCUGGUUGAAUUGGGAGAUUUUCAAGGUGCUGUUGAUGCUGCUCGAAAGGCUAAUUCUACAAAAACAUGGAAACAAGUUCUUCGUGCCGCGGAGCAUGCUCAUUUAUGGUCUGAACUUGUGUUUUUGUAUGAUAAAUAUGAGGAAUAUGAUAACGCUGUGAAUACAAUGAUUCAACAUCCAACAGAAGCUUGGCGUGAACAACAUUUUAAAGAAAUUGUUACAAAGGAUGCAAUGGAUUAUGCGGCAGAGAGUCGUCAACCAGAAGUUGUUUGUUUUGCUUGUGUAAAUCAUAAAGAGUUUCGUCUUGCUCAAAUUUGUGGUCUCCCUAUUGUUGUGCAUGCUGAUGAAUUGGAAGAACUGAUAAAUUACUACCAAACUCGCGGCCACUUUGAGGAACUCAUUACUCUAUUGGAAUCUGCUUUAGGAUUAGAACGAGCACAUAUGGGAAUGUUUACAGAGUUGGCUAUUCUUUAUAGUGUUACCCCCGGACUCGAGACUCGAUACUUGCCCUUUUCAUCAAGUCCCGACCCCGACCAUAUUUCCCAUCGAUGUUUAUAUUUAUUUUAUAUUUAUUCCUUCCCAGCCUAUCUUUACACUUUAUCUCUCUUCUUCUCAAUUAUUGUUCACCUUCUUCCGUUCCCAACAUUAAUCACAAUUACAUUCAUCCUUUUGUCAACAACUUUAUAA
Molecule: messenger RNA, 4389 nt
Organism: Meloidogyne enterolobii
Lineage: Eukaryota; Metazoa; Nematoda; Chromadorea; Rhabditida; Meloidogynidae
Source: the annotation of a GenBank genome assembly